Coffea eugenioides is the source of this 1126-nucleotide messenger RNA. Its product is annotated as osmotin-like protein. Gene Ontology annotation, biological process: defense response. The coding region runs from base 54 to 806 and encodes 250 amino acids. The transcript has a single exon. NCBI's taxonomy places the organism in Eukaryota, Viridiplantae, Streptophyta, Magnoliopsida, Gentianales, Rubiaceae. Gene Ontology annotation, cellular component: extracellular region. The record is from RefSeq and is a predicted model, not a curated record.
UCCCACCUCUCACAGCCAACUCUUCUCCUUUCUCUCUCCCCACCGCUCCGGCCAUGGCCACUCUUCCCUUCCCCGCUAUGCUAUCACUGUCUCUGCUCUUUUCCCUUUGCAUCCUCUCGACAGCCACCCAACCAGGCAUGAUUCUCACCCUUGUGAACAACUGUCCCUACACCGUUUGGCCAGCCAUCCAGCCCAACGCCGGUCACCCGGUCCUCGAACGCGGCGGCUUCGCCCUCCACACCCUCACCCACCGCUCCUUCGCAGCUCCGACCACUCACUGGUCCGGCCGCAUCUGGGCCCGCACUGGCUGCACAUACUCCAACAAUCACUUCUCCUGCGCCACCGGCGACUGCGGGGGGCGAAUAGAGUGCGACGGACGAGGCGGCGCCACCCCUGCUACCCUAGUCCAGUUAGUUCUCCACCACGGCCCCGCCGACUUCUCCUCCUACGGAGUCAGCUUGGUAGACGGCUUCAACAUCCCCAUGACGGUGACCCCGCACGAAGGCAAAGGCACCUGUCCGGUCGUGGGCUGCAGGGUGGACUUGGUUCCCACGUGUCCGGCCAGCUUGAGGUUUCAUGGUCCGGGAGGACACGUGGUGGGGUGCAAGAGUGGGUGCGAAGCCUUUGGUACGGACGAGCUUUGCUGCAGAAAUCACUACAAUAGCAAAGAAACGUGCAAGCCUUCGAGCUAUUCGGACUACUUCAAGCAUGCUUGUCCGGCAACUUUUACGUACGCUCAUGACAGCCCUUCACUCAUGCACGAGUGCUCAGCUCCUCGCGAGCUCAAAGUCAUUUUCUGCCACUAAUUAAUUAAGCAGUAAUUGAUCUUCGUGCCUCGUGCAUGGGGAGCCUGUGUUGACCAUUGACCGUAGUGUGGAUGUUUGUGCGUGGAAAAUAAUCGUUUUUGUGCUUGAGGGUAAUUAAAAAAGAAACAAAAGGAUCAGUCAAGUCGGUGCUCGUUAGGUGUUUAUGGGUUGUGUACGGUGUUGUUCCACUUGAAUGCAUGUUGUUAUUGUGUUGUGUUUCACCUAUUUUCUUUGCUUCUCUGGUUGUAGCUUUGGGAGUUUGUGUGGUUGAAAUAAUGGUGCAAACAAGAAUUUCAUUUCAAGUGAUUACCAGCUCGUUA